Molecule: messenger RNA, 573 nt
Organism: Metarhizium album ARSEF 1941
Lineage: Eukaryota; Fungi; Ascomycota; Sordariomycetes; Hypocreales; Clavicipitaceae
Exons: 2
Coding region: 1-573 (190 amino acids)
Source: RefSeq, a predicted model, not a curated record
AUGGCACAAGACAUUGAUGAAUCCCAGAAUCUCGGGCCCAAGGACAGGCUAUUGUACGGAGGAGACGGCUGGCCCACACAACCGUCCGUCCGUCUCCGAUGCUCUGGUUGGAUGCAUCCCUGCUCUUCCAGGGCGGCCGAUGAGAGCGAGAUGAAGCACGACGUUGAUGGCGACGUCUGGACAAGACGCCUAGCUGGUUCCUAUGCCAUCAUCGCCUUCAGACAGUCAGGAGCUGCCGAGUCUCUAUCCCGGGAAGAGCGCAAGCGCAAGCCUCCCGCGCCACGGUUCCGUCGUCUUGGCUUGGGAUUUCCGUCGAGCGACUCCAGAUUCAUCUCUCCAGCAGAUUGGUCUCCGCUUUCUCUCUUCCUCCCCACCACCAUUCCGCCACUGUGGUGCUGCCGCCCGUCAUCAAGCGACCAACACGUCCAAAGGGAAAGCCACGCAACCGGUCAGCUCAGCCAGCAAGCUGGGUCGCCCAUGCACUGGAACCUGCUCAUCGGUACGGAGUGUCGUCCUGCUCCGACUCCACCCCACGGACCACAACCGCAGCACCUAUUGCCGCUUUAUGCAUAG